Molecule: messenger RNA, 2086 nt
Organism: Cuscuta europaea
Lineage: Eukaryota; Viridiplantae; Streptophyta; Magnoliopsida; Solanales; Convolvulaceae
Source: the annotation of a GenBank genome assembly
AUUACAGAAAUCGAAAUUGAAGAUGGUGUAGAAUAGUGAAGAAAGAUCAGAAGCCUAGUCUGAUACCAUGUGAAAGUUUGAGCUCAAGAAUCAAACAAGAAGAAGAAGAAAUCGUAUAUUCAGAGUAGGUUUGCGGAAGAAGAAAGAAGGCAAAUGUUCAAAUACCUAAUUUACAAAUAUUCAAUCUAAUUUAUACUCCGUACUUGAUACAAAUGAGCGUGUUACUAUAUAAACAAUAAGCCCAUAAAGGAAAGAAGUCCAAUUAGGAAAUAAUAUCUACAGCCCAUAAGAUUUAUUCUUGAUAUCUAAUACUCCCUCCGUCCUCUUAUAAUUGUCCCAUUUUUCCAUUGUGGGAUAUCCCACUAUUAUUGUCACAUACGGACAAUAAUUGAUUAUAUUUGUGUGACUCUAAUUCAUUUUGAUUACAUUUGUGUGACUCUAAUUCAUUUUUACUUUAUUCUCACUUUAUCAAAUUAUUUGUCAAAUUGAGUAUAGAGUAGAAAGUACAAAUUAAUAUUUAUUACAAAAUCAAAAUAAAAGAAGUAAUAAAUCAUAAUUGCUGAAGCAAAAACCUAUGCAAAGCACCACACCAAAAACAUUUUUAUCUUACUUUUCUAGGACCGAAAAUAAUACGAACACUUUUCUAUAUGCAAAUGUAAGGCUUAGCAAUAUGAUGCAGAUGACAACUCUCCACAUCUUUAUAAUUGAUGAUAGUAGCAAUUAAUAAAUAAAUAAAAACACACUGACAUACACACAGCUGUCCCUCACGAACUGAUGACAAAAUAACCCAAGUACAUUCCCAAUAAUACCCUCAGGAUCCAACCGCCGACAAUAACAGAGCCCCCAUUCUUGUCGCUGGCCGUAUCAUCCGCCGCGUCAUCGUCGUCCGAGCUCGGCCCCGGCGAGUCUGCCCCGUCCUCACCGGCACCGGGUUUGCUUGCGCCGGCGCUCUUCUUCUUCUUCGCCGCCGCCUUGGGUGCCGGAGCUUCCGCAACCGCCUUGAAAAGCUUCCUCGGCUGCAAAACUUUGUCCAAUUUGAACACGGCCAACGGCUCCUCGUCAUACAUGGUCCCGGUGACCGUCGCAACCACCACAUCGGUGUUCAGCUUCACGGUGUCGCCGUCAUUCUUGACGGUGAAAUCGUACUUAUUGGACCCUUCAGUGGCCAGUGUGUUCAUAACCCCAUUGCUGGAUUUCAGCAUCUCCAGAGAGUGGUAGAUCGGGACGCCAUGGUAAUACAGCAGCCAUUGCUUAUGCUCUUUCGUCAGAUUCCUGUAUUUGGGCAUGAAAGCUUGGACCGCUUUGUCCUCCGGGCAGAACACCGUUAACCCGGCCGGAGCACUUGAGGAAAAAGAUUCAUCAAUUCCGGCGCUCUUCAACAGAUCCAAGAACGCCUUACACCCCUGUUUCCCCAGUAUGUUCGUUACAUUCACUUCGGAAGGUCCGACGGCGGGGGCCUCCGCCGCGUCGGAGAUAAUCGGGUUGGAGAUCUGGAGGACGGAGAUCUUGUACGGGUCAUCGGCGAUGGAUUUGACGUAGGUGGAGGUGAAAUGCCCGCCGUUGUCCUCCUGCGCGAACCCCACUUUUCCGCCCUUCAGGGUGGUGAUGUUGACGAAUCCGGCGGUGCCAGGGGCGUCGCCGGUGGCCUGAUAGAUGGUGGCGGUGAGGGUGGUCCCCUUGUUGAGCUGGUGGAGCUGCUUAGGCCCGAAGUAGUCGGCGAAGACGUGGAGGGAGAGGAUGUUCUUGAUGGUGGGGAGGGAGAAGUGCUUGUCGAGGAGAGAGUUCAUGCCGGCGUUGUCGACGGCGCAGACGGUGAUGGUCAUGCGGUGGUUGAUCUCACCCGCGAGGUGGGUCACGGUGAGGUAGUGGUUGAAGGUAGAGAACUCGGGGUGUUUGGCGAGGAUUUGAGUAAUGUUGAAGGCAUUGGCGGCAGAGGAGAGGAGGAAGACGGCGAGGAUGAAUAGUGAAAACGGUGCCGACAGAAGCCUCAUUUUUGGGUGUCAAUCUGAGAGAGUGAUGGGGUUAGAGAGAGUAGAGAAGCCAGCUAAGAUUUCGAGGUUUUAUACUAAAUGCAAGAGCAAUUAUG